Paramuricea clavata is the source of this 13282-nucleotide messenger RNA. NCBI's taxonomy places the organism in Eukaryota, Metazoa, Cnidaria, Anthozoa, Malacalcyonacea, Plexauridae. The record is from the annotation of a GenBank genome assembly.
AUGGAAAGGCAAACAAGAACAGCAGCAACAACAACAGCAAUAACAACAACAACAACAACAACAACAACAACAACAACAACAACAGCAACAAUGUCAACAACAACAGAAAAAAAAUGGCGUUGCCUUCGGCAGAUUGUACUUUGACAGGUUCAUUUACAUUGUUUCAUAUGCUUUCAAUUUCAAAUUGAAUUAUAUAUAUAUAUAUAUUCGAUCACGCCAUCAUUGAUGAGUGAAAUAUAACAAUAUUUCACUCAUCAUAUGAAGUUUUCGAACAUUAAUCAAAGCAAUGGUCUUAUUUAAUAUAUAUAAUUCAAUUUGAAAUUGAGAGCAUAUUAAACAAUGUAAAUGAACCUAUCAAAGUUCAAUACGCCAAAGGAGAAUUUAGGGGCUAAAAUAGGGCGCUUAGGGCAUGCUCAUUUAAGAUAUGUUAUGUCAUUUUGUAUUAAGUAUUAGAUUUACUUUUCUUGCUAGUAUUCUGACAGUGAGUACGUGAGCGCUGUUCUAAAUGGUCUGGUUAAUACUAUUACAGCAACUGUACCCAUAGUGAUAACAGACAGGUAAGCAUGGAGAACUUCAGUGGAGUAAAGUAGAGUCAUUCUUUAUGGAUGAAUUAAGCUUACAUGGGUGAUAGGCAUUGGUGCCAAAAAAUGAAAUUUUCAGUAGCUAUUUAGACGACUUAAAAUUAAGUAAAUUAUCUGAUAUGGCCAUUGAACUCAAAAUGCGUUUUAAACUUUUAAUGCUGCUAAAAAAGUCACUGGAAAAUGUAUCUUUGCGAAAACGUUUUGUUUAUUCCACAUUAUAAGUACCCAAACAAUCUAUAAAUUUAUCAAACAUUUCAUGAAAUGAACGGAUUUGUGAACUUGAUAGCCGUUUCAAAAUUGUCUUGUAGUUUCAACGCAGCUAUUUCGGUCAAUAUUGCCGAAUGAGAAUGCACAUGGCAUACAUGAAAAUUUAAGUUAGACAUUACUGAAUUCAAUGCACCUUGUUUAAAUGUAAUUAUAACUAUUUUAGUUUUUAAAUUAUACUGAAUCAAACAGGAGAUUCCAGCCAGUUCAUAGUUACAUGGCUUUGGGUAAUUUACAUUUUGUAGUAGUUAUAAUGGGGGAUUUUUCGUAGUUUUGACUGUUCGUCAAAAUGUACGAGACGUUCGAAGCUAGCGAAUUAUCCCGCGCAACCCUCAUACCUUGAUAUACUUAGCCUCAAUUUUUGAAUUGCAGAAUAAUUAGUUGUACUAUCUAGUGUAUAUAAGAUAUCUAUGGCUGUGACAGACACUUUUUAUAUCCAUGCAUGUGCUUUUUUCUGUUCUGUGUAAGUUGAAUGCAUAUAUAGAAAUAUAUCAAAUUAUAAAAUCAUGCAUAAAUACAGAGUGUUUUACAUGUAAAUUAUUAUCUUUCUUUUAGUGAAGGUAAACAGAUUUUAAAGCUUUCAGAAGAAUGCAAGGUAUUUGUGUUUUUAACAAAAAGUUGAAAUUCAUAAAAUCAAUUUAUGAAUUGGAAAGACAAUAAUGUCUCGAUGCUUCUGAUCUGUAAGCCCUGAUGGCUAUCAAUACACUUGAAACACUGACAUUUUUCAUUUUCCAUUUCCUGACCAUUUUCCAACUAAUUGCCAAUUCCAUAGUAUAGACCAAUUCUGAGUGUCAACUGCACAUUCAAAUGGUGCGUUCUGCGCUUAUAGCUGAGACCGGAAGUAUUGGAAUAAGCAUGUAUCAAAGUAUUCAACAGUUCAAUCAUCAUUUGAAUACAAAAAGGAAGAAAACUUUAGGAAAAAAAUAAAAUUAUUUUGCAGCAUGUCUUGUAUUAUAAUUAUGAACACGAUUAUGAUUUAUUUAAAUCUUGUGCAGUUAUAGCUGUCAUCAUUACAUUCAAAACACAGACAAACAGAAACAAGAAAAUACCUGAAACUUGAGAUGGAACUAAAACUUCGUCGUUGUGAGCGGAAGCUCUUCUUCAGGAAGUUCCAAUCACUUGCUGACAAAGGACCUUCGGUCGAAACGUCGACGUUUUACUUGAAUGUAUUUUCCAGGUUGCUGAAUCCCUAUCGAUCUCAAUUUUCUAGUAUUUUUGGUAAUGCCUACGCUGGUAUACAGAUCGUUUGAGACACGAAAAUAACAUAUAUUAAACAGCAAAUAAGUUGGAAAGAAACGAACGUACCGGAACUGCGCCCGCGCCAUCUCGAAAUCUCGCAACAUGCUCGUAUUUAAUAUAUAAUUCAUCUUCGUUUCUUAUAAUAAAGUUUGUAAGCGUAGCCUUAUAACCAUUGGGGUAAUAUUUUCCAGUGCUUCCAUUUUCACUUUGUUACAGGUUAUUCUGGCAGAAAUUACAAAAUAUUUAAACCUGGAGAAACUUCUUCCCUCAUAUAAAUAUGUUGUAACAAGAAGGUAUGUAGUUUUAAUGUAUAAAAUGGUUUGGUCUGAAUGGAUGGACGGAUCAACUUUAUUUAAAACACACUAUAAUCUUUUCAACUAAUGCUAGUUUCCAAAAGAGGUGUCAGGUGUGUACCACUCAGGGUUGGCAUUUGUUCUUUUACUAUUUGUUCUUUUAUGCUCUUUUAUGAUAAAAGAACUUUUUUUUCGCCAAAUUUGUUCUUUUAUUUUCUUUUAUUAUUUUUAAUUUUUUAUGUUCUAUUAGUUAAAUUGUCACUAACAAUUUUAUAUGUCUAUAUUCUAGUACUUCGUCGAGAUCAUCAACUCCACAAAGUACUGGAAUAUAGACAUAUACCGAAAAACAAUGUGUAAUCCUUCUGCGUCAUCGUAUCUUCUUUGACAUGAUCGUAUUUUUUAUUAUGACGUCAUCAUAUUUUUAUCAUGACGUCAUCGUAUUUUUCUUAAAGCCGAAAAUGUUCUUUUAUUAUUUAAAAUGUUCUUUUAUUAAUAAAAGAAUAAAGAACAUUUUUUUCUGAAAAAAUGUUCUUUUAUCCAACCCUGGUACCACUAUAAUUUGCAAAAAUAGAAUAAAACCCCCCCCCCCCCCCUCCCCACACACACACAAAUUACCUAUGAUGUAUGUUCAUUACUGAUUUCAUAAAUUAUAUAAAUAUUUUAACAAAAUACAAAACAAGUGUAACUCCAAAGAUCGAUAACAUUUUUAUAUUUAUCUAAAAAUAUAAAAAUGUUAUCGAUCUUUGGAGUUACACUUGUUUCGUAUUUUGUUAAAAUACUCAGUGGUUCUAAAAAUAUAAAUAUUAUGAAUUUGUUAACUAAUAAUACUAGAAAUUAGUAAGAAAUCAAAGAAUAUUAUAAAAUAAUAUGUAUAUAACGCGUGCUCUGAUUGGUUGAAACCUGUGUUUAGAUUAGGCCAUCCAAACACGGAAAUUUAAAGUGAAAGUUUUUUAAAAUGAAAUUUUAACACGGAAAGUUGUUAUUUUAUAAAACAAUUACUUUAUCGCUUCCGCGGUAGCAAGCAAUGCAUAAAACCUAAACUUUAGCGGCAACUUAUCAGCCUGAUGAGCUCUGUUUUCUGUGCGAAGGACUGCAUGCAAAGAUCAAUGACAGUACACCGUUCUGGAUAAAAUAAUGGCAAUGUGCAGGAGCACAAUGCCGAUUUAAUGAUUAAAACAAAAAUAACAAAUUGCAGAUAAAUGUUACAAAUUUAGUAUUCAUGCAUAGCACAGAAAAGGUGGGGUGUUAAAAAACGCCUCAUAUACAAAAACCGCCGGUAACAUGUAUCGUAGGACGCAAAAUGAGGCAAGGGGAGGGCGGAAUGGAAAGGAAAACUUGUGAGGACUUGAAAACUUGCCUUGCGAAGCCAAAGGUGAAUGAUCUUGAGCUGUUAACGCUCAACGUUUUUAUAUAGUAGGCCCAAGAUGCACGUGAAGCGUGACAUGGAAAUUCACUGAUGUGUUGCAAAAUUCCACAGGAAAUAAAACUGGUUGAACGGGUUUCCCUGCGAGGUUCCCUCCAUAACCCCAUUUUGCGUGCUACCCCGAAUCCCUAAAUAUCCCUACAAAAUUCCCACGGAAGCAAUAAAUUGAUUAUUCGCUGAAGCAAAUAACUCCUUUAUGAUUUCCGUGUUUGGGUGGCCUGAUCCAAACACUUGGGAAUGUUCGUCGGGUUAAGAAAAGCGCGCAAAAUCACUCGCCUUCGGCUCGUGUUUCGAGUAUACUUCCCUGAGGAAUGCCGCAAGUUAUUUUCUUUGUUUUUGAAUGCAGUGUUUUAAUAUAGCUAUUGACAUGACAUGAAAAUCAGUUUACCAAAUUAAUCUUUUCAAUAACAUUUCAUGUGUGGUUCUUAGUCAUGCGAGUGGCUAAUUUAUACAGGCUUUUACUGAUUAUGGGAAACAUGAAAUUACUUUAUGGAAUAUAUUCAUGAGAAAAACCGGGCAUUGUACUGUCUACAUUAGGCUGAAACAAUGCGACGAAUCGGAUAUUCAGCGAAUCGGACUGACGUUCUAACAAUUGAGUAUCAAGUUCACUGAGCGCACAAGUUCAAAUUCAUAUUUAACUCUUUAUCGUUUGUCGCAAAUUUUAUAUUUUUUCUAUUCAAUUAUAUAUUGAAACGAAAACCACCGUUGAAAUUUUCACAAAAUAACCUUUUCAACGGGGGUCAAAUGCCUUCAAAACAUUACACAAACCAAAACAAAUAUUUAUUUUGAAUUUUUCAAGAUAUCGGGUUUUAUUCCCACGCGCGUGCCCACGCUACAAUUGGCCAAUAAGAAACCACCUUCGACGGCUACACGUCAAAUCAUGAAUAUAAGUACUGUAAUAAAAGAUGAACGUUUGAAGGUACAAGCUUGAAAUAACACUCUAAAUAGUGUGUUGGAUAAUAAUUCGAACAAGACUAUUACAAAGAAGAUAUGUUCAAAGGGGCCGAAGUUACCUUUGGCGAAAGGUAUGGAUAGUUUAUAUUUAUCGAGUGAUAUUGAGUCAACGUUAUGCUGACAACGCAUGCAGUGAUGAGGCCUUUCUCAUGAAUAUAUUGUAUCUUGUUUCCCUGAUAAUGGCUCUGAAAUAUGAAAACGUAUUUGCUAAAUCUUCUUUAUCUUUUAGUUGUCUGAAAGGUCUACGACUUCUUCAGAUAAAUGGCCAUGUUUCUUCAGAUCCUGAUGUGUUCAAGUACUUUGCCAGGUAUGGAAGUAAAUUUUGGACAGAAUCCCUACAGAUAGCUUGCAGUUGUGACCAUAUUUAGGAUAGCCAGUGCAGUAAUUGUUCAGAUCGUUAAUUACCGAUAUGCUAUUUGCCGAACUCCUUCUAAAUCGGUUGGUCGAUCUACUUUCUGCUUGCGCGGUUUGGAAUUAUUCACUCGAGAACGUUUCAUCCUAUCAUAUUAGCGAGUGAACAAUAUUACGCAGUUUAGAAACGAAGCAUUGGAUUUUGAGAAUACUAAUGAAGGCGUACCACAAGGUAGUAAAUUGGGUCCAAUUGCUUUUGUCAUACAAAUCAAUAUGCCACAUGUUGCUAUAAAAGAAGCUAUCAUGUUGUUAUCGCGCUAAAAAAGAAGAUUGUGUUGUCAUGGACGAGGAUAAGAUUCUCUUCAUGGAUCCCAAAAAUAAGUGGUUCAGCAAAAAAAUUAACUGAAAAUUAAAUUGGGAUAUUUGGGUGUUUAUGAUGUCCUGUCGUCUCAGCAUGCAUGUGUUGUAUGGUUGCUGAUUCAUUGUUUAUUCAUUGUUUGUUCAUCUACCUGGAUUAUAUGUUUUUUUCUAUUGCAUCCCACGAGCGGUUGCUUUCUCCUACAUAUUUAAAAGAGCACUCUUUGCAUUUGACCUUAUAAACUAUGCCAGAUACUUUAAAAUUAUCCAGUUUGUCUUUCGACGUUUUAGAAAUGUCAGCAACUGCAUGUUUGGAAAGGUUUAAAACUGUUCUAACAUUUUCCUGUUUUAGUGCUUGCCGACACCCUUUGCAUAUGGUAUAAAACAACAAUUCCAUUUUAAUUUGCACUUACCUGUGGUUCUACAUCUCGCGAUAUGGACGUUGCCGCUUCUUGGAUGAAUUUGCAUGGGUGUCCGUUAACUUCAAGGUCCUGAAAGGAAUGGAUAAAGUAUUUCAGGACCUUCAAAUUAACGGUAGCCGCGAAAAUUCAUCCAAGAAGCGGCAGCGUUCACCCCGCGAGGCGUAGAACCACAGCCAAGUUCAAAUGCGAUUGCUGUUUUACCACUAAUAACAGGUGGGAAAUUUGUCUGAGCAUGCGCGAGCAAAAUGAGUCACGCAAUUGAGUGGAAUACACGCAACGCGUGUUUACAAAAAGGCACAAUCGUGUAAAUAUUGCCAAAUGUUUGUACAAAAUAAAUGACUGUUUUAUGUUGAAAAUGGACAUGAUCUAAAUUAAUCAUACAGAAUUUUUUAGUGACGUUCUAUUUCAGUACCCUGCCAUUGUUUCUGGUGGGCUGUCCGUGUGCAUUCGAUCUGAAACAGUUGCUACUUUGCUGUCGAAAAAUUUCGAAUGUUUACAUGAAAAUAGAGGCAAGUAAUGCAUUUUUCAACCUCGUAAACUGUAUGAGCCCCUAUUUUUACGCUUAUACCUAAGAUAUCAAAUAAAAAUACAUGAAGCAGAGAACAUUUUUAGAAAGUUUUAUCGUGAGGCCACGGCCAGUUUUUAAAAUAUAUUUAUUUCCGUUCCGGUCAUCACCAAAAUUACACUAAAGCCGGGCUUGAAUAUACAACAAAUUUAGAAUCUCAUCAAGUACAAAAAUAUUUAACGUGUAACCAAAAUAUGCUCAUGAAAUCGAAAUUAAUAGCUAAAUUUUCAAACUAGACCCUUCUCGAGCCGGUUUUCAUGAAGGAAGUUCACAUUUCGGCCUUUGAUUCUUGGCAAAAAUUUGACCACAACACGUGCGAAGCAACUGGGUCUCAAAGACUGAACUAAAACAUUGUGAGCCCCUAUUUUCCUGACGAUAUGUUUGAUACCUACAAACGCCGAAAAGUUUUUUCUUUUCAUUUAGCUAUAUUUGAAAUUGAGGCCACGGGCUAUUUUUGAGAAAAUACAGUUCAAAGUCAAGCUAUUUUUACAUAUUUUCAAAAUUUGUCAAAUUUCGCGAGCUUGUAUUUUGAACUUAGACAGCUGAAGUUACAUUAAGAAACAUAGGAUGGAGAAUUUGAGGCAUAUAAAGUUAAUUUCAACUUACAUUUCAUUCUCAUAUCACGUCUUUCUUCGUUUAUUACGGUUUUAAACAAGCCACAGAUCGACGUAUACGGUAUUUACUCCCAUGUUCACGUCGCCAUAUUAACUUCUUCCAAUCACUCGAUUACAAAACAAAUCAUCCCAAACCAAAGAAUUCAUAGUCGACUUUUAAAAGAAUAACCGUUAAUUUGUAAAUCGUUGAAUGGAAAGCAAAAAAUCGUCAGCUAAAACAGCUUCUUGCUAACUUUCUGCUUUGUUUUGAAUGUAAAUGCAAUGAGCUUUGUUUCUGCCCGCGAUUUUUUGGUCAGCGACGACAAAUUUCCCAUCUGUUACCACUAAUAUGAAAAGGGUGUCGGCGAACAACUUAAGUACCCAAAACGGGGAAAUGUUAGAACAGUUUUUAAUUUUCCAAGUAGACGAACAAACAAUGCAUCAGCAAUCAAACAAUAAUACAUCAUAUACACCCCAAAUAUGCCAAAACAAUGGAACAAUGCGUAACGAAUUAACAAGUGUUUCUGGAGUCGUUGCAUUCAACAUUGGACAAAAAUGCGAUUAACGAAAGAAAAGGAUUACUAAAAUGUUAUAGAAACAAUGGUGCAUAACGUCAAGUGCAUGGGUAUAAAUAUCAGUUGUUUUUCCAGACGCGUAUGAGAAUAUAGCAUUUUUAAUUUCAUUGCAGACAAGACUGACAGUUUGCAGUCGAAAUUUCAAUUUUUAAAACGUUAUCUUAGAUCAGCUUCAACUUUUCUUAAUUAAUAAAAUGGUUUCUACUGAUCGCAUUCCAAGUACAUGUAUCCUUUUUUUGUACUUCCACCAGUUUCACGCUUUAGAUAUAUAUAAAUUUUAUUAUGUUACUUUCCAACUAUCAUAUUGUCAACAUAACUGAACAACAACUCGAUCAGAACCACAUUAUACUCCCCACAUCAUCGGCAUGUGACUUCUAUUGCAGCUAAUAAUUCGUAUCUAAAUUAGGCAACAUUUAUCUGCUUCUUAAGGCUUUAGUGUAAAUGAUGUAAAUGAUGUUUAUUGAAACUCUCUUGCAGUAUAUUUACACUGAAUUAACGAGUCCAAAGUAUUACUAAAACUAUAUUUACAUAAAUACAUACAACUGUUAAAACUAUGUACUAUAAACAUUAAAAAUAUUUAAAAGUAAAAAUUGUUCAGAUCUUAAAGUUCUGCAUUUAGUUGUGUUCUUAAAUAAAAUAGUAUUGUCUUGACCAUUUCGUAGACUAUACCUGCAUUCGCUCAUCUUAUGUCUUGGCAGCAUAAAAUGCAGGGGAUGAUCCUCCUUCUUCAUUUUAGUCAUAUAUUUUUUACAUAAGAGUUCGCAUCUGCUCUCCAAUGUUGGUAUCUGUGCCAUCAUCAUCGCCUCAUUAUAAUUAUCUAUGGAAGGGAAGAUGGUUCGAAGUGCCCUUGCUACGGAGCUUUCUCCGGUCAUUCAGGAUAUUUACAAUCAGUCCAUUAAGGAAGCAUAUAUCCCAGAUUUACUUAAAUCUAAGAUAACGUUUAGUGUAGGCAUUUUCAGGAUGACUAUUCUGCUGUCUUGAAACGAUUAGUUGACAGGUGGUGUUUCCUUGCAUCUCCCCUAACGUUUAAUGAGGCAGGCCAAGUAGCACAACUCGCAAAAUAUGAAUACCGUUCAGUUCUAAAGUGAACAUACUCGAAAAUUGAAGUCAGUGCGUAGCUGUUAUAUACUGGACAAUCCCACUCAUUAUUACACUCGCUUCUACAUACUAUAUUUUCAAACGGCCAGUGUCACUGGAUUCUACUAACUUCCCGACGAUGAGCAUUCGCUCGAAACGUGGACGUUCUGCUGAUAUACUUUCAGGUAGUUAAUAUGUAUCCUUCACUCCGCAGCUUUCUACAUGCAGUGUAUAGUUUCGCGCUUACGUCAUAUUCUGACGUUCAUUGAACUAUAACCUCCACAAUUAUGUGUUUGUGUUUUGUUUUAUAGAAUUGGUCAUUACGAAAAUGUUCGUUUAACAGCCAUUGAAUGUUUAGUUGAUAUUAUUCAAGGUAUAAAAAGAAAGUUUCUGCAUAUACAUAAUAGACGUUUCCCAAGAUAGCUUAACAACCUCUUUCAAUUAAACCUUUGUAUUGAAAUAUGGUUGAAAAAGCUGUCAAAUCUUUAGAGGCACAUAUUUUUGGAAGAUCCUAUGUUGCCAACCUUACUACUAUUUAGAUAAUAACGUUAAGAAUUCAAGUGCUUUCAUUGGUCGAGAGCCAUGAUCUAUUAGAGGACAGAUGCACAGAAUACGUCAUGCACAAUUAAGUUAGCCAAUAGCAUUCCCUUAUUUGUAUAGAUCAUGUAGGCGUGAUAUUUGUAAAAUUUCGACUUUUUCAAAUUUCCAAAUGCAAAAGAGUGGAUAAAAAGUAAUAAGCUAUUUACUAAUAUAUGAGAUCGUGAAGCUAUGUUGGAGUUGGGCAACAUCUAUUAUUUGUUCCACUUAAAAAUACUAACUUUGUGAGCCGUGUUCCUUCUUUAGCUGAUUGUAAUGGAGAUAUACUGGAAUUGUUGCUUAAUAUGGCAGAGACGGAUCCUUCAUCGUAUAUCAGGUAUUGUAUUAAUUUUUGUGGCUAAUUUAUUUGUGGUCUAUAAAAUGCCAUUUGAGCCAGAUAAAAUAGUAAGGCUUGUUUCAUACGUCUCACUGUCGUCAAAUUUAUUUAGACGAGUCUAAUUGAAAUAUUGAAUGCAUUACAUGCGACGGUGUAGUGCGUCGUAUGAAACAUAAUAGGGCCAUUUAUACGUGACAAAAUAAGUCGCGACUUACAUAAGACGCGACUUAAAUAAGUGGAGUUAUCGCAUAAAUGGUUCUCUACGGCUUUGGUCUUAUUUAUUUGCUAUAGCUAUAAUGUUGUUUUGGUUGUUUUUGUUUUAAUAUGCAAGGCAUUAAAUUUUACGUUGUUUCAAGUUUCUGGCAUGUGUAGUUAGGCUUUUUGUCCAAAAUUUCUUAUUUAAGACGCGACUUAAAUAAGAACAGCUAAAAGACCUGUUCUUAUCCAAGACGCGUCUUACAUAAGAAUUUUGUACCUUUUAUACGACAAACUCGCGUCUUACCUAAGUCGCGUCUUAUGUAAGUCGCGUCUUAUUUUGUUCCGUGUAAAUGGCCCUAUUAUUCGACAAUACUAAUAUGUAGAGCGUUUAGUUUGCAACAUUUGGUGCAAAUUAGAGGCCGAUUGCUUACAAAUUGAGUGCCUAUAAUACCAAAUUUCCUGAACCAGCUGCGUAGGGUGUUCUGUAACCUUACUGCUGUGCUUGGACGUGUAAGCCGUUGCUGACCAACGGACCGAAAGAAAAUACCAUUGGAAGCAAUUUCACGAACUCUUAUGUUUUAAUGUAGAUUGAAGCAUGACUUUAAAUCAUAUGUAAUAUUAAUAAUGUUAUAAAAUAGCUUUAUCUUGUAUUAAAAAAACUCAUACUACUCAUUAAUACUUCAUGAGGAAAAGACAAAGGAAAUCGGUGCCGUGUCGGUGGGUUUAUUUGUGAUAGAAAAUUAUGUUUACUUGUGUAAACUUUAGCUUUGAUUUUCUCGGCAUAGACAAUGUUUAUUUUUAAAAUUACUUCGUCAAUGACUUCACGAUCUGUGUUACGCACUUGUAUUUUUCAGGCAUCCAUAUCCAUCUGCAUUUACCUUGUAUUACCCUAUUAUGUCCCUUCUCUGCCAAAUCAUUGAUAUAUGAAAUAAGUUGAAUAAUUAGCAAUGUUCAUCAUAACGCACAAUAUUUACCUGGGAUUAUUCCUUAGUUAACACUUCAAGCUUAUGCAUUCUUUUUAUUUUGACCAAUUUAAUUAAAUACAUAUUAAAUUAUUAUGCUUAUAAAAUUGUUUGAGGCGUUGCAUGUUGUACGUUUCACAUUAAAUUAAUUAGUGGUAUAAUGUAUAGUAUUAUAAUAUAAUGGACAUGCGUUUUCAAGAAGGCAAGAGGUACAGAUUUGUUUCAUUUUUGUUAAAUUUUACGCUUUUCAGGCAUAGCAUUCUCAGAAUGUUAACUGAGAAUCCUCCAUUCUCCAGAAAGUCGGACUCUCCUAUGGAUAACCUGGUUCUUGUAAACAAAAUAUGGAAUUACGCAAGGUAUCUCAUCUUUGUGUUUGACAUCCUUAUCUUUGUCGAUAGAACUAAUAGUAUAUAUAGUUGGGGUUUUUUUGUGGAUAGAAUAUUCGAGCGAGAUGCCCCAUACCUUGAUAUUUACUUUCUACUGGCAUCUGUUCUACUGGCUUAUGUUUAAAAUGUAUAUAAGUUUGCGAAUAUUCCAAAAGCCGUGCCGAAUAGGUUACUUUACUUUAUUUGAUUCCAAUUACAUACAGUAUAUAACAGUUUGUGGAUGAGGCUGGGCAUGGUAUCAAUAAUUGCCAAGACUGAGGUGAACGGUAUCUGCCGAAGUCGAAUGCUCGGGCGUCCGAGGUCUAGAUAAUUCUGAUAUAAGCCGAAUCCAAAUUUGUUGUUUUAUUAUGCACAGAUAGUAUGUUUGCAACCAAAACAGCCGAGACUAUAUCAACCACUAAGUCCACUCGUACACGGCAAAACGAUUGAUUUUGAUUUGAUUUGUUGCAUUAAACAAAUUUUACAUAAAUCUAUCUAAAUAUACAAGACUAAAUGCGAAUAAGUAUAGGUAAUUAUUUAAAGCAACUGGUGGCCGAACAGGGCAUUGCCCCAAUUGAACAUGAUUACUACAAACUCUGCUCACGAGUUUUCUUGCAAAAACUUACUUCUCUCGUGGUUGAUUUUUUCCGCCGCCAUGUUGUUUAUUCAGAAUGCACAACGUCACCUCACGUACACAGAAUUUUCAAUGUCGUGUAGGUGGCAAAAUGAUAUUUAAAAAUACUUGGAUUUAAUUUAGGUUUUUUCCCUUUACUAGCAAAUGUUCUUUAGAUUCUCGGUUAAGGUGUGAUUUUAUGGAUCUUUACAAUACCUUAUGGGGACGAGUCUCUCCCGGAUGUGUUCCAACACAAGGUGUAAGUACUAUUUAUACAUUUGUAUAUCCAACCUUUUAGAUUAGUAGAUUACAUCUAUAAUCGUCACCAUUUUCACAAACAUAUACAGAUAGUAUUCAUUUUCGACCCCUUCCCGCUAUCUCCCAAAGCAUAUUCUGAAAUGUUGAACCUUGCGAAUGAUGGUGGAUCUAUCGUCAUGAUUUUAUAAAGCGUACGUUGUGCAGCUAUGCAAUUUGACGACUCCUUAAUUUGAAUUAAGGUGGUUAUGAUACGAAAGUUUAUCCCACUUCGUGAUAAUCACAUGCUACUUGCUAGGUUCCUCUCAUAAUGUCUCCUCUGUAGAUCUUCGCUAAAGAACAUUUUUCUCAAUUACUACAUGCAUUUAAAUGUAAACUUCCCACGUAAAACUUACCACAAUACCAUUUGGCAUAUACGAAAUAUAAUACUGGGUGGACACUGAUUCAAAAAUUGUUGCGGUUUUUUAAAAUAAAGGUACUAGGGACAUGUGAAUUGCCUUGAAAGACAUAUUAAUAAACAAUUGAUCUUGCUAUGGAUUCGGUAUUUUAAUGGUUUAUAUUCUUUACAUGGUUAUUGUUGUAGUGUUUUUCCAAAGUUAUUGAUUUUUUUAUAUUUCCUUGACGAAGAGUCUUUACUCAGAUCUUUGGGAACUAUUUUUAUCUCUUUUAAAAUGACUGUCAUGAAAUUCAACAAAGGUUUUUAACAUGCAGAAAGUGUCCUUCGGACACCUGAUGGUCAUUUUUCAACUGUUUUGAAAUCGCUUGAAAAAUGAUAAAACUAACUAUAAGGACAUGAACCUCACAGUUAAAAGAAAGAAAAUUUAAUCUGGGUUUUCUCAAUCAAUGAACAGUUUUAAACUUGAAAAAUUGCUAUCCGGUAGAUAGUGCUACCCAGCCUUCGCACAAUGGCCCUAUAGAUCAUUUCUUAUGACAACUAUUGGAAUGGCAGUGUGUUAGAUAUGUUAAACAUAUCACAUGUGAUAUAAUCUUUAUAACGAUCUACAGGUGCCAGUGUAGAUUGUGUCAAUAAAUAAGAAAGCUUCGGAUUGAUAUAGCGACACAAAUACGUGGAAAAAUACAAUUAUCUGAAAAAUACGAAGUUAGGUCCCGACGAAUUAGGGCCUUUGCUCGAAAUGUUGAAGUUCUCCUUGUAAUUUCCAGGUAGUCGUAUCCAUAUCACAUGUGUAUGUUGCUUAUGUAUUUUUAGAUGGGAGUACUCAUUGAUUUGAAAGAAAAAAGAAUAACAAACUUUUCCUCACUUCAUGCGCCCAACGAAAGCCAG